This is a messenger RNA of Scleropages formosus (Asian bonytongue), 3105 nucleotides long. RefSeq names its product sarcoglycan zeta (gene sgcz). Gene Ontology annotation, cellular component: sarcolemma; sarcoglycan complex. Gene Ontology annotation, biological process: heart contraction; cardiac muscle tissue development. The transcript is spliced from 8 exons. The record is from RefSeq and is a predicted model, not a curated record. The coding region runs from base 877 to 1812 and encodes 311 amino acids. NCBI's taxonomy places the organism in Eukaryota, Metazoa, Chordata, Actinopteri, Osteoglossiformes, Osteoglossidae.
GACCUGCAGAAGAUCGAGGAGGAUCUCCGCGCUGGCACAUCGUCAGCCUUUUCCUCCUCCUCCUCCUCCUCCUCCUGCUCCUCCUCCUCCGUGCUGCUGCUCCGGUCCUCCUCCUUUCCUCCUCUGCUCUCCUCCGUGAGCAUCUCGGCUCCCCGAGGAGGAUCUCGGCAAAGCGGACCGUGGCCGCAUCCUCCUCCUCCUCUCUCUCUCUCUCCCUCUCUCUCUCUCUCUCUCUCUCUCUCCUCCUUCUUCUCCCUCCCGUCGCUCCAGCUCAUCAUCUCCGCCGAACGGACUCCCGAAUCUCUGGACCGCUUCUUCUCCGCGCGCUCCGGACCGGCUGUCGCCCGCGCGCGCUCCGGAUCUCUUCGAGAAAGAGCCCAUCGCAUCGCGCCCGUCCUGCGCUUCUCUCGCUCCCCCCACCAGCCCCCCACCCCCCCUCCUCCCCGCUCCCACCCCCACCCCGCCCGCCCGCCCGCCCGCCCGUGGCCACAUCUGCACACAUCCCGCCGGGUUCUCUCCUCCAGCUGUGGAUGCUCCUCCUGCCCGCUUUGCCGCAUGAAGGAGGUCGCGGCUCCGGCUCCGGGGGACUGCAGCAGCGCUCCCGCUCCCGCUCCCGCUCGCCCUCGCGCCCGCGCCCGCGCGCUCUGACGGACGCCGGAGCUCGUGCCCGUCCCGCUGCUCAGUGAUCCGCGCGCGGGAGACAGAAGCCCCGGAUCCGAGCCCGUCUUGAGCCGCAGGGUUCCGUGGGAAGGGGCGCUUCGGAGCUCGGUGGGAUGAGACUGACGGAAGGUGCCCUGGGCAGGAGGACCGGGCUCCCAUCUCCUCGGCAUCUGCAAGUUCGCGUCUGACAACUUUGGCAAGACUCAGCCAUCCUGCAUGGAGCGAUCCGCGUCCCUGGACAUCGAAGCCCUCAAGAUGACACAGGAGCAGUACAUCCUGGCAGCCCAACCCAACCAGCUGCAGAAGCCCGGGGCGCCUCCUGUCUACCCUGUUGGGAUCUAUGGCUGGAGGAAGCGCUGCCUCUACUUCUUCAUCCUGCUGCUGUUGGUCACCAUGAUCGUCAACUUGGCGCUCACCAUAUGGAUCCUGAAAGUCAUGAACUUCACCGUGGACGGCAUGGGCAACCUGCGCGUGAGCAAGCAGGGCGUGCGGCUCGAGGGCGUUUCCGAGUUCCUGCUGCCGCUCUACGUGAAGGAGAUACAGUCGAGGAAGGACAGCCCGCUGAUCCUGCAGUCGGACCGGAACGUGACCGUGAACGCCAGGAACGACCUCGGGCACAUCACGGGCCGCAUGACCGUAGGUUCCGAGAUGGUUGAGGCACAGUGUCAGCGGUUCGAGGUGCGGAGCAGCGACGGCCAGCAGGUGCUUUUCUCCGCAGACGAGCAGGAAGUCAGCAUUGGGGCGGAGAAGCUGAGGGUGACAGGCACGGAAGGGGCCGUCUUCGAGCAUUCGGUGGAGACGCCGCACGUCCGGGCUGAGCCCUUCCAGGACCUCAAGUUGGAGUCCCCAACCCGGACCCUCACAAUGGAGGCACCUCGGGGGGUGGAGAUGAGCGCUGAUGUGGGAGACCUAAAAGCUACGUGCCGGAAGGAGCUGCUGCUCCAGUCCACAGAUGGAGAGAUAUUUUUAAAUGCAAAAACAAUCCGGCUGGGGAACAUCCCGCACGGCACGCCGCCCACCUCCCUGGGGGCCACCUAUCCCAAGCAGACUGUGUACGAGCUGUGCGCCUGUCCCAACGGCAGGCUCUACCUGGCCGCCGCCGAGGCCGGAUCCACCUGCCAGGCCGUGAGCGGCGUCUGCCUGUGGAGCUGAGGCCGGGUCGCGCCCCCUCGAGCGCCGCCCCAGCCCUGCCCUCCCACCACCAGAGAAGCCUUCCUGCCCCCUCCCACCCCCCUCCCCCGCUGUCCUCCCAACCUCACGACGGAGAAUCAGGAAACCCGCGGGGACCUCGGAGGCCGGCAGAGGAGCAGGAGACAAUAAAUUUUGUACUGUGUUUCUUUUCGUUUGUUCGUUUUUUUAAUUUGAUUGUUCGGAGAGCGCCCCCGACGUGGGAGCGGGAGGGGGCGGAAAUGACCGGACCACAUCUGUGUGAGGCGGCCACCCUGCAGGAGGCGAGCCUGGGAACGGGGACCUGUCCGACGGGACCCAAGUGACAAAAAUUACAUACGGGUGCCUUUGCUAGAGUCGGUAAAGCACAUGACCUGACGCGGACGUGGUCAGGAGCCGGACGCAGCCACCGUCCGCACGAGGACGUCUCCGGAACGUUCCCCGGGCGACACGGACGCCCAGCUCCCCGCCCUCCUACGACAAGCACAAAUCGACAUGUACAUAACGAGUGAAAUAAAGGGGAACGAAACUCGACGGGUUUUUAAAGGUUCUGUAUCUGAGAAUGCUCAGUAGUACUUUAUAUUAUUUAGUUACCACAGUCAUGUCUAUUUUUAUGUGUUUGCUUUGAGGUUUCCCAAUAUUUUCAAUGGAUCUUUUUCUAUGCUUCAUACCAUGUACGGUACAUUUCCGAUGUUUCUAGGAAACUACUAAAGGACUUGUGGCAAUCCCCACCAUGUGCACUAUUUCUCUUCAUUCCCGGUCCAACAGAUGGCAACUUAAUCUGUUUCCUCUCUCAGCUCUGCAUGCAAGGUAAACGAUGGAAAUUAAAUCUUAACCGAAUUUAAUCGCAAAUUAACAUGGAUUUGUGCAUUUGACACGGCUCGGCGGGCCGCCCGGCUCCAUUUGCCGCCGUUCCUUCGCCGCCGCCAGUGUAGUCGCCGCCGGUUCUUCGGACGCACCCGGUGCCGCCACCUUCGGCUCCGCCGCCGUCCUCCACGGGGACGUGGCCACUCCACUCCGACGGCUCCGCCGGGCUGCCGUAAGAGCUGUGACGGAGCCUUCCGGAAAGGCCCUUUUCCACAGAAAUCCCUCCUGCCUUCGACCUCUUACUAGAGUAAACCAAGAGUAGCGUGCCGUUUCUCACCAUCCUCGGGCCCUGAUGUGAGCCAAACUUACAGAGACGGGUUCGACGCCGUGAUGCUGUUUAUUGGAGAAAUACUGCCCGCCCCAGCCCCCGACCCCGGCAGAUACGAGCCGCACGUCCUCGCAGCCACCUUC